Molecule: messenger RNA, 5095 nt
Organism: Bursaphelenchus okinawaensis
Lineage: Eukaryota; Metazoa; Nematoda; Chromadorea; Rhabditida; Aphelenchoididae
Source: the annotation of a GenBank genome assembly
AUGUCGGGUUAUUUCAACAACGUAUACCCAAGUAAUGGGAAUAAUCGUAGUUAUGGUGAUCGUUCAUUUGAUCAACAACAACAUUCCGCUUCAAAUCAGAAUCAUUGGUAAGUUUUGACUGUUUUGUAUAUUGUUAUUGAUUUAGGCGAUCUCAGGAAGGUCCGAAUAUGCGCGGAGAGUUUGGACAGUUUCCUGUUUAUCCUGAAGGCAGUUGGUAGGUAAAAGGUUGAGCGUGUUGUGAAUGUUCAUUCUUUUGGUUUUGUUGGUGUUUAAGUUACAUUUUGAGAUUUGUUUAAAGUUUUUUGAUGUUGAAACUUUUGCAUAGACAGUAAAACAAAUUGUGCGGCGUUUGGAAUGUGUUGUUGUUUUCUUGCUUUGAAUGGUUUGUUAUUCUUUAUGAAAAACAUAUUAUCAUCAACCAAUCUUUAUUUAGGCGUCAAGAUCCGUUUUCGUCGAACCAACGUCAAGACAACAGUUUCAAUGGCCAAGAUUGGCGAGGAAGUUAUGGUCAACAAAAUGAAAGGUUUGAUGCUGGGGAUCAGAAUACGCAACAGAGGUACAACAAUCAGGAUAGGAAUAUUCAACAACGUUAUGGAGAAAGAGACCGAGGUGAUCAACAACAGCAGAGAUAUGAUGAUAGAGACAGGAAUGCGCAAUCACAGCAACGAUAUGAUGAGAAGGAUAGGAGUUCACAAAGAUAUGACGACAGAGAUCGUGAUUGGUAAGAUUUUUGGUGAUAUUGUUUUUAAGUUUAGGUAAUUCAAUGGAUUAAAGGGCUUAUAGCUUAGUGUAUGGAUCAGAUAAAGGCGAGAUUUGUAUUUAAAAUGGCACAAUAUUUAUUUUUAAAUAUAUUGUUUUAGGCGUUCAAACGAAGGUUCUGUAGGCUCUCGAAGUUCACAUUAUGAUGAUACUGAUCGAGAUUGGUAAGUAUUCUAUUUUCUUUGUCAGUUAAUGAUUAAAAAUUUGGUUUUAAAAAAUAAAAUGAAAAACUAUCCAAAAAUAAGAUAUUGAAUUGUAUUAUAAUAACCUUUAUGUUUAGGAGGAGAAACGACUAUAAUGAAGGUCGUAGUCGUCGUGAUGAUCGUGACAGAGACUACCGAGAUUCUCCACCGUCUAGACGAGACGAUCGUGAUUCAUGGAAAAGAAGAGGCAGUAGAGAAAGAAGUUAUAGACGAUCUUCACCAAGACGUAGCAGAUCUCCGGUAAUUAUAAAAAUUUUUUUUGGUUUUUAGGUAUUGAAUGAACAAAUGAGACUUGAUUUUAACAAAGAUGGUUAAAGAAAUUAAAUUUGUGGACCAAAAUGAUGAUUUAUUGUCUAAAUAGCGCAGUUUAAAUUGCAGUUUUAAACAAUAAUAUUACAGCCUCGACGAGACAACCGCGACACAAAUGCAACGAACAAAAUUAUGUUGACAGCAGUGCCAGAAGGUUUUGAUAGAGACGAAAUGAACAUAAUCAUCAGCCAACAAGGCUUCUCUCCAAUUGAUGUUAGGAUCAUUCACAAGAAUUCUGGUAAUGGCACAAGAUCUUUCGGCUUUAUUGAGUUCGAAACAGUCGAUCAGGCUAGAGAGUACAUCAAAUAUAAUAAUGUAGGUUUAUAUGAGGUUAUGUUUAAUUAAAACUAGCGGGAAAAAAGUAAAUUAUAAAAUAUGGUUCAACAUUACCUUUCUUAUUUAGGGCUUCCUCAAAUUCCCAAACAACUUCAACUGCCGUCUGGAAUACGCUCGUGAACCUCAAGGUGGUCAAGUUCCUGAAACGUCAAGAUCUGCCGGUUCAAGUGCAGGAGGUCCGGCUGAUUGGAACUGCUCAAAGUGUGGCAUUAACAACUUUAAUCGACGUGAAAAUUGCUUUAAAUGCGGGAUAAACAAACGGGAUUCAGAUGAGCUUGAAGCCAAAGGCUACAGUUUGGUCGGCAGUGAGCCUUGUGACAGUAAGUGCUUUAAUAUUUUGGUUAAGAUUAUGAAAAAAGAAGUUAUAUAGUAUUACAAAAUUUGAUGUUUAAGAAUAAUCUUGAUGCUUUUUAGAUGUAUAUCAUAUGAAUUUUAAAUUUUUAGGUACAAAAACGACUUAAAAUGAUUAUUUUUAGCCUUACUAGUACGAGAACUACCAACAUCGGCUAACGAACUGUCGAUUAUUCAAGCGUUUGGAUUUUAUUCAACCAUUCCAAUUCAAAGAGUACAUGUGGGAUCAUCGAAACGGUACUGUCUGAUGCAAAUGAGAUCAAUAGAAGAAGCUAGCUACUUCCUGCAAGCUUUUAACCGAGUGGUACCUCAAAUUAACAAUUGUGUUGGUAAGGACUUUUUCGAUAUUUAGAAAGAAAAAACGUUUGUUUAGGCAUCAAAUUCAAUUUUUUUAAAUUUUCGGUUUUUUUAAAUGGAAGCUAGGCUUAAAACUGUUUUUUAUUAGGUAUUAUUUUUAUCGAAAUUGUAUAAAAAAUUGAAAAUAUUGAGAAGAACGUUUGUAUUAUGAAAAAUUAUUUUUAGUAAUAGUAUCGUACUCUCGAGUAUCACUGAACAAAGUUUUGAUGGCCGACUCAGUCGAAGCGAUAAAAAGUCAAACAGGAGUGUCAACGUCACAGGUUCAGAAAGAUCCGACGAACUCGGCUGCUAUGUUAGCCUACAAUGCGAUUCAAAUGUCGAAAAUGGGGCGAGCACCAAACCCAAGUGAUCGUCAGACAAUAUCCACGCCUGUCGGAGUUUUUCCUAUUUACCGUAGGUUUUUUUGGCUGAGUUUUUGAUUUUUUAUAAUUUUUUUAGGUUUUGUUUUUUUUUUGAAAUAAUGAGAAGAAAAGAGCUUUGUUGUUGAAAUAAAAUUAAAAUUUCAAGCCUUUAAUGAUGCAACCAAUACUAUUUCAGCCAAACCAGACAGCCGAGUGUUCCAACUAGAACCGACUACAGGCUACUUUUACGAACCGAAUACUGGCUUCUAUUAUGACCCAAAAACAGAUUACUAUUAUGAUCCGGUGACUUGUCAAUGGUGCUUUUGGACAACCGAGUUUUCUACGUUCAUACCUUGUAAUGGAGAUAACAUGGAAGCGAGAGAAAGAUUGCAACAGAAUGAAAAGACUUUGAAGGAAAAGGAAGCGGCUGUAGAGGUAAGAGAGAUUUUUUAUGAUUUUUAGUUGAAAAUGUUGUGUUAGGUUAUAGAAAAUAGUGUUCUAGGUUUAAAAUGGCUUGAAAUUUUUAAAGUUUCAGUGUAAAAUAAAAAAGAAAAAUUUUUAGGUAAAAACAGUUGAAAAAAAUAAAAAUUAUUGUUCGUGUUUGUAGGUUUUGUGUUUGCAGUGAAGUUUUUGGUCCAAAAACGAUCUAAUAUACCUGCUUUUUGUAUGGGUUAAAUAGCUUUUUUUAUGUUUUACAUGAUAAACACGAUGUUUUUUUACAGCAACUCUUAAAAUAUGGAUAAAACUUCACUAUUGUGUCUAUUUUUCCAUCGUCUUGCUCGAUUUCAGGACGAUGACAUUCAAAUACUGGAGGAUUCUUUCCUAAAAACACCACGAUAUUUUAUGUCUUCACCUGAACACACACCCAUAACUUGUCAGUCUAUCACAAGGCACUUUGUUCAAAGCAAAACCAACCAAAUUGGCGAUUGCACCAGUGGAAUAAUGACUAAUAUCAAAAUUGUUGGAAGUCAAAGCGAUUCAAAUGAAGAUAAGAAUAUGAAUACAAAUAGAAGUGAGCUUACUGGUUCUGGAAGAGCGAAGAGUUUUGAGGAUUCUGGUCAAGAGUCGAUGAGAAAUGAAUUUGAGGUUUCUGGUGGAUCUUGUAGUAGGAAUUCAGAUGGACUUCAAAAUUCAGGCACCCGUUUGGAUGGAACAAGGUUUCUAGUAAAAGAAUUCUCUAGAAGGCGAGGAAUAAUCAAAAUUAACAAAGCUCAGAAUCUAACAAUGCUGGCAUCAAAAGCUUUUCCUGUGAUAAUCAGACCUUCAGUUACAGUCAAGAAGAUUGGUGGAUAUUACAUUCCCAACACGAAGGAUUACUCACUGUACCGGCGAAAUGGCAUUUUACCACGAAUUUUGCUCAAAAAGCCAUGUGCACUAACUGGUGAUAUAAGAAGAAGUGAAGAAAAAGAAAAUGAAGAGGAUGAUGAUGAUAUUCAAGUAGUUUAUAUCAAAAGAAUGGGUCAGGAAUUAAAUUUACUUGAUGAUAAAACUAAUACUAAUAAGGGGAAGAGCAACGAGAAUAUUCAAAGCAAUGUUAAGACUGAUGAGAAUAACCAUAAUAUGAAGAAAAAAGUUUUUAAUGAAACUUCAGAUAAGCCUCAAGAAGCAUCUGUAACAGCUCUUGGAUGUGGAACGUUCGAUCAGACUUCUAAAAUUUCGGAAACUCCGAAUACACAAGACUUGGAACAAAGAAAACGACUUAUGUCAUGGCUAAUGGAGGAAUCAGAUGAAUCUGUUCAUGCCAUCGAAGAUAAGAUUAAUAAUGAAACUAAUGUUGAAGAGGUAGUGAGCCAAAAAGGUUGUGGAACUUUUGAAGAAACGAAGAAUGACACUACUGGCGGGUGUUGUCUUGUUAUGAUGAACACUGGGAAUGGUUUGGGAGAAGAUGUUACUAAAGGUCUUGGUAGUGAAUCGAUGGAUGAUAAUGCGAAAAGUGAUGCUUUUGAAUCAACUGUAUUUCCUAUGAGGAGUUGUAUUGCUAGAUCAAGCGCUAUUACUACUAGAAGUCACGGUUUACAUUCAUCUUGUAAUAGCACAAGAAGCCACGGAGUAGAAGCAUCGAUCAAUAGUACUAGAAGCCAAUUAUUAGAAUCACCUUUUAAUACUACUAAAAAUCAAUUUUCGUUUAAAGAAUAUGACAAAACGCCUGUCCUAGAACUAGAAGAAGACGAAAAUAAUUCAGAAUUCAAUGUAUCAGAUGACGAAGAAGAUGGCUGGAUAGAUUUAGCUGAUUUACAGCCUAAAAGUGAUGUAAACUACGGAAAUGAACACGAACGAUCAGGUUUGGUUGAAAUGGAACAACAAGCUGAUGAACCGGAACCAGAAUACAAAACUGUUGGUGAAUACUGGCAUCAAUUUGAAGAUAAUCUCAGGAUCUUUAGAAAAGAAGGCGAAGGAGAUCCAGUUUUAAGAAGAUUUGGAGAAAAGAAUAAUGCUUAA